Molecule: messenger RNA, 2942 nt
Organism: Closterium sp. NIES-67
Lineage: Eukaryota; Viridiplantae; Streptophyta; Zygnematophyceae; Desmidiales; Closteriaceae
Source: the annotation of a GenBank genome assembly
AGAUUCUCAACUAGUUAAGCAUAAAACCGUCGCAAGUAACAUUCAGGUAGCCUGAAUAGUCGAUCUUCUCGAAGCGCAUCCCAGUUUCGGCCAUUUCUAGGCAGCCAUUUCUAGGCAGCCAUUUCUAGGCAGCCAUUCUUCCUCUUGAACACUCUCUACCGUUUCUUGAGGCGCCUCAAAAAUCGUUUCCGCCUUGUGACAUCUUGUGAAAUCAUCUUGUGAUAUCCCGCAUUGCUCAACCAUAGUAAUCCACUGUUACUCCUGCGAUUACCUGUUUCCUCUGCGACUCCCGUUGUCGCACAGGGCGACGCGAUGACGCUGAAGGCAGCGAUCGCGACGUGGGCCCGUCGCGUGUGCGACCCGCGCGACACCAAGGCGGCGUGGGCCGUCGCACGGCUGCUUCUGAUCGCAGAGGCACUGCUGUGCUCCGCGAUCAUCGCUAAAGUCCCCUACACCAAGAUCGACUGGGACGCGUACAUGUCGCAAGUGACGGGCUUCCAGCAGGGCGAGCGCGACUACUCCAAGCUGGAGGGCGACACGGGGCCACUCGUCUACCCAGCUGGCUUCCUCCUCUCCUUCUCCGCCCUGAAAUGGGUCACAGGAGGGGUGGUUGCAAACGCCCAGGUUGCCUUUGCCGUCCUCUACCUCCUCAACCUUCUCAUGGUCUUCGCCAUCUACAUUCGAACACAGGCGGUGCCCCCCUGGGCGCUCGUCCUGCUGUGCCUCUCCAAGAGAAUCCAUUCCAUCUUCCUGCUCCGCCUCUUCAACGACUGCCUCGCCAUGGCCUUCCUGCACGCCGCGUUACUCAGGCUGCAGUCGUCCAGAUGGAUCCCCGCCGUCCUACUCUUCAGUGCAGGCGUGUCAGUCAAGAUGAAUGUGCUCCUCUUCCUCCCUCCUCUCCUUGUCAUCAUGGCCAAGCACUCUCUAUCUGUCGCCAUUCCAUUCUACUCUCUCUCGCCAUUCCAUUCUACUCUCUCUCGCCAUUCCAUUCUACUCUCUCUCGCCAUUCCAUUCUACUCUCUCUCGCCAUUCCAUUCUACUCUCUCUCGCCAUUCCAUUCUACUCUCUCUCGCCAUUCCAUUCUACUCUCUCUCGCCAUUCCAUUCUACUCUCUCUCGCCAUUCCAUUCUACUCUCUCUCGCCAUUCCAUUCUACUCUCUCUCGCCAUUCCAUUCUACUCUCUCUCGCCAUUCCAUUCUACUCUCUCUCGCCAUUCCAUUCUACUCUCUCUCGCCAAUUCUCCCGCCUCGCCUCACUGCCUCACUGCCUCACUGCCUCACUGCCUCACUGCCUCACUGCCUCACUGCCUCGCCUCACUGCCUCACUGCCUCACUGCCUCACUGCCUCGCCUCACUGCCUCACUGCCUCACUGCCUCGCCUCACUGCCUCACUGCCUCACUGCCUCGCCUCACUGCCUCGCCUCACUGCCUCACUGCCUCACUGCCUCGCCUCACUGCCUCGCCUCACUGCCUCGCCUCACUGCCUCACUGCCUCACUGCCUCACUGCCUCACUGCCUCACUGCCUCACUGCCUCGCCUCACUGCCUCUCAGCUUCUUCCCUUGGUGCAAAUAGCGGGCCUCCUUGCUGCAGCAGUCGCCUUCCAGCUCCUGGUUGGCUGGCCGUUCAUCAGCACCUUCCCUCAAGCUUACUUUGGUCGGGCGUUUGACCUCGGACGGGUCUUCAUCCACUUCUGGUCAGUCAACUUCAAAUUCGUGCCCGAGUCAACCUUUGUCUCCAAGCCAUUUGCUCUCUCCCUUCUGGGGCUGCACCUCCUGCUGCUGCUGCUCUUCUGCCACUUCUGCUGGUGCAAGUACGAGAGCGGCAUGUUUCGAGUCGCCAUCGCUGCGCUGCUCUCUCCGUUCAAACGACUGCAGACCCGCCCCUUGCAUCCUGACCAUAUCACCUAUCUCAUGCUCGUUGGUAACUUUAUCGGCAUCUUCUGCGCCCGCAGCCUGCACUACCAGUUCUACUCCUGGUACUUCUUCUCUAUCCCCUACCUCCUAUGGGUUGCUCCUCUCCCCACGCCACUAAGACUGCUCCUGUGGCUGACCAUCGAGCUUUGUUGGAACAUCUACCCCUCCACCCCCGCCUCCUCCCUCUCCCUCCUCCUCACCCACCUCUCCCUCCUCCUCGCCCUCUGGAUGGCGCCCCCCCGCCUGCCUUUCGGGGCAGACGAGCAGUCGUGGAAGGGGGGGUUGGAGGCAAAUAUGGAAGGCAUGGGGAAAGAGGAGAGGGAGGCCAUGUGGCAGCGGUAUGUGGAGCAGGCUACGAGGGAGGCGCAAGCUGCUGCUGCAGCAGAGGCAGCGGCAGCAGGAGAGGGGUCUGUAGAGUCAGCAGCAGCAGCGGCAGCAGCAGCAGAAGGGUCUGCAGAGGGGACAGCAGCAGCAGACGGACCGUCACGAGAGGGGGCGAGUGGAGGGAGGAAAGCAGCAGGUUCAACAAAGAAAAAGGCAGUGUAAGGCGGCUGGCAGGGGAAGGAGGUUACCUGGCAGAGACUUAUUGGAAUGCAAGCAAGGCAAGCUGUGUGCAGUGGCAGGUUCCAACAUGAGAAGGGCGGCUGUGUUGCAGCAGCAAGUGCGGGUGGGGGCAGGAGAGGGGCAGGUCAGGAGAAGAGGAGUGUGGAGAAUUGUCGCUGGCUGCACUUGUAAGUGGCACAGUGCCAGCAGCAGAGGAGGCAGGAGAGGAGCGGACCCGGGGCAGGGGAUGUGUGGGCCUCUGAGUCACAGGCCGAAUUUCAGAGGCGGAAGAAGCAGCUGGUGGGGAGUUACGGUACAGGCUGGCUGCAAGCCAAGGUUUGUCCCAUGAAAGCUGACGCUGCAGCUGCAGCUGAGGCAACUCAAGCUGCCCUAAGCUAGAUGAGCAAGCUUGCUUAGGAGAAUUCAGGAGCUACAUGUUUGUACGGCUAAAAUGGCCUACGCGCAAAGCUUUUACAGCAAGGAAA